Molecule: messenger RNA, 737 nt
Organism: Pyricularia oryzae 70-15
Lineage: Eukaryota; Fungi; Ascomycota; Sordariomycetes; Magnaporthales; Pyriculariaceae
Product: ribonucleoprotein-associated protein
Exons: 4
Coding region: 178-558 (126 amino acids)
Biological process (GO): maturation of SSU-rRNA; ribosome biogenesis; mRNA splicing, via spliceosome
Cellular component (GO): box C/D methylation guide snoRNP complex; precatalytic spliceosome; small-subunit processome
Molecular function (GO): RNA binding
Source: RefSeq, a predicted model, not a curated record
CGACUGGCAGAAAAAAAAAGUUCUUGAAGCCAUUUUGAGAAAUCCUCGCCUGCGCGCGUAGAAUAUUAUCGUCAGUUUGCUCAUACCCCCAGAAUUUUCUUUUUCCCUAGGGCGAGCCACCGCAGUGAACCCUGGGAACUUUCAAGUUAUUUGUUUUACCGAACUAUUAAAUCCACCAUGUCUGCCAACGACUCUGCCGCCUGGCCUCUCGCCGAUGCCGCUCUCACCCAGGAAAUCCUUGACCUGGUUCAAUCGGCCGCCCACUACCGCCAGCUGAAGAAGGGAGCCAACGAGGCUACCAAGACUCUGAGCCGUGGUGUGUCCGAGUUGGUUAUCCUGGCCGCUGACUGCGAGCCCCUCGCCAUUCUUCUUCACAUUCCUCUCUUGGCCGAGGACAAGAACGUCCCCUACGUCUUUGUGCCUUCCAAGAUUGCGCUUGGCCGUGCCUGCGGUGUUUCCCGCGCCGUUAUUGCCGCCAGCAUUACCAGCAACGAGGCCAGCGACCUCCAGGGCCAGAUCCGUACCCUGAGGGACAAGGUCGAGCGCCUGGCUAUUUAAGCCACUAGGACCAAGAUACCAAUUCGAAGGAAUUCAUCGGCGUCUACGGUGCUCAGCGGACAUAAUGUUCACGAUCUUAUGUGGACUAGGUUUAUAGUCUAUUGGAAUAUAUGACGAAUUAAGGGCGUUGUGGUGCGCAAAAUUAUCAAGUUUUGGACGUGGUGAAAUGGCCGUGAUGA